CAACUGCUCGGGAGAACCCAAACAAGAGAGACCUUGGUUGUAAACGCGCACUGAGGCAUUCAUAGCAGACGUUCGUCGGAUAUUUCAAUACUUUGUAAUUUAGCGAACAUUUCAAAAUGCAAUUAGAAGCAAGAGAAAUCUCAGCUCCAAGAGUUGGAAGGUUUAAGAUUUACAUUCAGGGAGACUUGAAGCACAACCAGACAGCCGUGCUGACUGUUCACGAUCUAGGAUGCAACCAUUCAAUGUGGACCAAUUUCCUGACCCAUCCUUCAAUGGAAGAGAUCACAAAGCGAGCAGCUUUUAUUCACGUGGAUGUUCCAGGCCAGGAGGACGAGGCACCUGAUUUGCCAGCUGACUACACAUUUCCCAGCAUGCAGAGCCUUGGCGAGGACCUUGUGUGUGUACUGGACCAGUUGGAUGUGAAGCAGGUGAUUGGCCUUGGAGAAGGAGCUGGAGCUAACAUCAUCGCCAGAUUUGCGAUGGCCCAGCCUAACCGUGUCCUUGGAGUGUGUCUGAUCCAUUGUACAGGGUCUACAGCAAACUUUAUGGAGGCACUCAAGGACAAGGUUAGGACGUGGAAACUUGACCAGAUCGGAAUGAACCCAUCAGCGGAGGCUUAUUUGGUGUUCCACAGAUUUGGCUCAUCGACUGAUGAGUUUGAGAAAGCUGAAAACAAGGAGCAGCUGGAAAAAGUGAUUGAGUCAUUCCAGCAGUCUCUCCGAUCAAAGAUCAAUCCCAGGAACCUUAAGAGAUUCGUCCAGGCAUUCAUGAAACGUUCCAACAUUGGUGACAACAUUGGAAAGAUCAAGUGCCCUAUCCUGAUGGUGACAGGGUCAAAGGCAUCAGCUAACCACCCAGUUCACUUGCUGUUUGAGAAGAUGAAUGAUCAGAUCUCCAAGAAGAACACUGAGAUGUUGGAGGUUGAUGGAGUGGCCAAUGUUCUGGAGGAGAGGCCUACAAGAUUUGCUGAAAGCUUCUUGUACUUUCUGCAGGGCUUAGGUGUUGCUGGUGGGGUACCAAUGAUGCGGGGGCAGAGAUCCUCCUCCUUUGAGGGUGGCACGCCACCCUGCCGCACCAGAAGCAUGUCCAUGGAGGAGGCUGACCAGCCAAGGGGCAUCUACUCCAUGAGUCCCCCCAAGUUUGGUGUAUCUCCCCCUAAGAUGAGCUCCAGUCCACCCACAGGCAGUGUGUUAUCCUCCAGCCCCACUAAGAGUUAAACAGGGACCCAGAAGAUUGAGGAGGGGAAGGUGGGAAGGGGAAGUUCUCCAUGUGUAUAUUUGUCAGAGAGAUUGAGGCUUGUAGGUCCGGUCUUGUUUGUCCUUGUCCUUGCAGGGCAUACAGUGUCAAUAUUUUCUGCAGCCAGCAGCUGUGGAAGUCCGUCAGUCCAAAUAGAUUGCGGCCAAUGGUAUUGACAGACAGACAAAUGCCCAUUACAACCAUGCUAUGCACUUGAACGACUUGAUUGUUGUAUUGGUUUGGGCUUGUAUGUAUUGAAGAAGUCUUUUAUCAUGCUUAUCUAGAAUUGCAGGUGUUGCUGCUCGAAGGGUAGCUGCAGCAUUGAGUAGCAUGUACCCAGGUAUUGAUACCCAGAUGCACACGUGUGCAUGUAUGACAAAAGCAAUCAGUCGUAUUAUCUGUGUUCAGUAUUUCUCAUGUUUUGUUUUUUUAGAUAUUCCUUGGUUAUGUAUCUUAUUGGUUGAUGAAAUACAUGAGUUAAGUUGGUACUGGGUGGAUGUAAUGGACUUGUUGGACUUUUCUACUGUUGGCUUGACCUGGCUGGGAGACAAGGAUUACCUUUACCAUGAACACUGCAAUAUGCUGCAAGCAAAUGUCAAUAUAUGAGCACUGUUUGUGUACUUUUACUUGAAUAGUGUCACUUCAGGAAGCAACAAUGGUGCUAUCCAUCAAAUCAAAUUAAUAUGCAAAGUUUUGUUUCAUAUUAAGGAAUGAAAUUGUUAUUUCAAGCUUCAAAAUUGUUUGUAGUUGCUACUUUUUAUCAGCAGUGGUGGGUUGAAGAGAGUUGCCUCCCUUAUGUAGCAUAUGAUGUUAAAAAAGAGAAUUCUCUCCCUUGUGGAGUAGAAAUCUGUUGUAAUUUUGUUUGGUUAAGUGGUGAAUUGGGUUUAAUGUUGCUGUAUAAUGAGCAGUGUCUCUGCUCAUGGAAGUAUUAUUUUGGAAAGUGAACUCAAUACAAAUACUCAGCUGAUAUGUAGCAUCUUUGAUCUUUUGAAUGCAUAUUUGUGUUUGCACAUCUUACGCGCCAAAUGUUUUGUAGUGCUUGUGAUUAAAUGACAUUUGCUUGAAGCACAGUGAUAAGUGUUUCUUAUGUUGUGAGUACUGAAGACAGCGAAGGUGUUCGUCUAUAUCAGGCCUGUAUUUCCUGUGUGGGUAUAGCAUGGGGGAUGUCCAGCUUGGCCUGCUUGUAGCGGGUAUGCAGUCCAGCUGAGGGUCAGUGCCCAGGCUCAUCCACUCCAUGUUGAUUUCAUCCCAACAGUUUGACCACACACACUACAUGAUAUCAUGUUUCUGAGGAGGAUCAUUACCAUAAUAGCAUUCAACAAGUGACCUUCAGGUUGAGUGUAGUAAUUUCAGGAAAUUUCAGCAAAUCUUCAUAUCAAUAAUGCAGCUUUUUUGUCUACAAUGAUGUUCUUUAAACAUUAUUGUCUCUCCGCUAAGCAUGGUGUGUAAAUGUCAAAUGAUUCUUCUUGAUGUUAGCUGGAUGAAAGUCAUUUUUAUACUCUUUUUCUUUAUAUACAACAGCAUUUGCAUUGCAGUAAUAGCUAUUAUGUUUCUUGAAAAUAUAUACUGUAUGCAUUGAAAGUGAGUAACAUCAGUUAGUCAUCUCCAGAAUGUUUUGCUUGAAUUAUUUUGUACAAGCAUUAUAGCCAAACCAACAGUUGCAGGGAUGUAAAAUCUUAUAUGAAAACAUUUGAAAUUCUUAACACAGGCAUAUGACGACAGACUCACUAGUUUUCCUUACUUGUCAGCCAUCUUGCACCCUACAUAAUCUAGUGUUGAAUACACUACUAAACAAAGGCAGCACACCAUAUACAACAUUGUAGACUUGACGUUCCUUGAUUGUGGCUGCUUCUGUUCAUGCCAGAACGUCCGGCAAGUCCAGACAAUCUCAGCCGACAAAAUGUUGUGUUUGAACUAUUUUCUGUCAAGAUUGGACUCCUGCUCACCUGUAGCUCUUAGAUCAUACUUGAAUGUUUGUAGGAGGUAUAUAGUUUGCUUAUCCUUGUAGCCAACAGCUAACAGGGCAUACUUGUUACAGAUCUAUCAACUAAACGCCUUUCUUAUUCUGAGUACAGAUCAGUCGUUCUUUGACACUGUGUCAAACAAGGAAUACACUGUGUCAAACAUGAAAGUUUUACUUUCUUUGAAGUAAGGAUGGUAAAAUAUUGAUUAACCAUGUUAACAAACAUGAAUAUGUAUAUGUUGAUAGAGCUGAUAACAAUGUUGUUCCAAUGAUUGUGACUGUACAUCUUUUAUUUUAUAUUCUUUAUAGAUGUUUUUUUUUUGUUGCACUUACAUAUAAUAUCAUCGUAUAUAUUCUACUGUAUUUUAUAAGCAGAUGGUGGCAAGUUUUAACCGAUACUUAUGAACCACAUAUAAUCGAUCAUUCCCUAUAUCUGUGUUGACACUUGUUAUAAUGCUCUGCUUUCUUCUGCUCAUACUGUUUCAAGUAUAAUGCAACAUUGUUAGUUUUAUAGUAGUCUUAUCUUAUUUUGUUGGUUGCUCAUGGGUUGCAGGGAUUUUGUUGAAAAUAAUAAUUUGGUAUUAAGGAGUUUGGAAUUAAUGUGACAAAAUAACAUCUUGCAAAUACACAUUGCUCUGUUUAGGAAGGCUGACAAGAAAUAUGUCUUCUCCUUGACAUUAGAUAUGUUUUCUCCUUGACCUUGGAUGUGUACAUUAAAUUCUAAAUUUUAGGACUGAUGAUUUAUCUUUUCAUCUGGGUAUCUCUGGAGUCUGACAUGUUCAUGUAAUGGAGUGGAAAUAUUGUCACAUUUGUAUAGACAUCUUUUGUAUGAAACAAAGGUACCUGAUAUGUGAGUGUCACAGUCUCAGUAUUGUUAAGUUGAAUUAUAACAGUUAAAGUUAAUAGCUGGGGUGGCUUGUUGGGAGUAGCCUUGAGGUGUGCUUCCUCAGUUAAGCUAUCUUCAAAACCAGAAUAAGACAGCUGAGCCAUGAUGGGAUGUUGAGUGUUGUCCGUGCUGCAUUUUCAUCAACUGUGGAUCUACUACAACAGUGGGCCGGACACGAUGCCCUGCAAUAAAGAUAGCACCUGCACCCAUGUUUGUUUACUUUGACCAAUGUUGUUACAGAAGUUGUUUUCAAGUUGUAUUUGAAUAUUUUGAAAUGUUACUAAGGUUAUGGAUAAGUUUGGUGUUACCUGAGACAUGGGGAGUUGUAUCCUAAAAGUACUGUUCUGACCAUUCUAAUUAGGAUGAUUUGGUUGAGGAUUGAGGAAGUGAUAAGAAGCUCUGGCUUUUGCUUGAAUGUUAGAACAGACAUGAUCUAUUCAUGACAAUUGACUUGUUUGUGUCCUAUGUUUGUUGGUUUCAUUGGUAGUUAGAGUACAGGUAACAGUUUACUUAAGCGUUUUGUUCAUACAAUGUAUGUAGCAAGUUGUGAAGAAUCCUCUGGUGUGGAGACAUCAAUUCUUAGUGUCAUGGCAAAGUAUGCGGUGAUUCAGUUUCAAAUGAUGGUCGUUGUGAACAGUGUUCUCACCCAAUGUGAUGGAGUAAGACAUCUGAAGAUGUGUUGAGCCCAUAUUCCGGUAUUACAUACUGUUUGACCUGUUUGUAAAGCAAGAACUGUGUGAUAUUAGUCCAUAAGCCUUCUGUACAUCUCCAAUUGUGUAGUCAGAAUUGUUGUUUGUUGUCAGAUGUUGGUUUACUCAUGAGAAGCAAGUGGGGGUCAUCUCUUCUGCCUCCUGUCAGUGCUUCAUUGACAAACAGAUGGCCUUGAUGUUGAGCCGACAAUAUAUCAACUCUUUACAUAGAAGCUACAUUUUUUAUGAAUAUUUUAGAGAUAACAGUUAAAGAGAUCUUGAAACCUAUUUUUGUAAGGCAGCUUCUGCUUAUGAUUUUUUUACUUAUGAGUAGAUAUCAGAAUGUAAGAUAAGCACAGACAGUCUGCUCCCUGUUUUGCAGAACAUUGAUUGCUGGCCACAUUGGAGUUUGUUCUACUUAAUGUGUUGCUGAGAACCAUGAACCUAACUGUAGCCAGUCAUAGACCAAACUAUUGCAAUAAGCUAUGGCUGAUCUACUGUGUUGCAGAACUCUAGAGCAUUUGGACAUCAGGACAACAGGCUAUGUUCACACAUUCUCCUUGUAGCUGUUUGCUAUCUGUUCAUAUCUUAUUUUUAGAAUAUGAUGAAUUUGAAUAAUCAAGAUGAAAUGAACCCAUAAACCUCAUUACCGGGUAAUUGAUGUCAAGAUUUUUGAAAUAAAGUAUUUGCAAAUA
Messenger RNA from Haliotis rubra (blacklip abalone), 5469 nucleotides. RefSeq lists its product as uncharacterized. Gene Ontology annotation, cellular component: cytoplasm. NCBI's taxonomy places the organism in Eukaryota, Metazoa, Mollusca, Gastropoda, Lepetellida, Haliotidae. The record is from RefSeq and is a predicted model, not a curated record. The transcript has 14 exons. The coding region runs from base 117 to 1217 and encodes 366 amino acids. Gene Ontology annotation, biological process: signal transduction.